CACCCGCCACUCGGCUGGGCUUUUUUUUUUUUCUUAAAGGAGAAGCUGCAAUGUUUUUUUUUUUUGUAAACCUCCUCUGAACUUCAAACUCCGGACAGUGUGAAAAAGAAAGAAGAGGCUUUGGAAGGCAGCUUCAAGCUCUACGUCAAGGGCAACAGCGCGGAGGCGAGGCGAAGCACUUUCACUCCGAGGCGCGCGCACGCUCGAGAGAAACAUAACGAACUGUCCAAGCGGGCUCAGUCUCCCCCCACCCCCGUCGCGCGCGCCACGGCCAGGAUUUUCGACAGCGCGCGCGCCCCUCUUUCUCUCGUGCUCGCGCAUGAGGGGACUCGCCCGUUGAUUGGCCAAGUUCUUCGCAAAGCUCAGGCUCUGAUUGGUGGGCUGCGGCUAAGGGUGGGGUGUGUGUCUUACAUCUCCUCUCCCGGUUGGAGGGCCUCAAUUCGUGCCUGCUCCCUGAACCCGUUUUUCAUUGGAGGCGCGGGCUGAGCGCCGGUCGCCGUUGCUGGCAGGAGUCGCCCUCCGCCAACUGCUCUGAUGCCGGGGGCCUCCGAGCCGGCGGAGAGCCAAGACGGGGAGGCGCAAGAACAGCCGCCACCAACGGAAGAGAGGGAGGAAGAGAAGCAGGCCGCGCCUCCCACCGCCCACAGCCGCCGCCGACCCCCGCCCAGGGAGGAGUCCAGCGGCACCCGGGUGCUCCGAGGAGGCCGCGAGCGUGGACGGGCUGCCGCCGCCGCUGCUGCCGCCGCCGCCUCCCGCCGAAGGAAGGCCGAGUAUCCCCGCCGGCGUCGCCACGAGCCUGAGGGAACCCCGACCGGGACUGGAGCCCAACCGACGCCCAGCGACGCCCCAAGGAAAGGGACCCCGCGUGCCUCAUAUUCAGAUAAAGCUGCAAUCAAAGAUCCCAAAGAAGAGACAGAAGAGGAAGAAGUCUCCACUGUUAUUGCUACUGGAAUCCCAGUCAGCUCAGCUAGACCCAGUCGGGGCUGGCGUAGCAACAGGGCAGCUGCUGCUAUUAAUCAGUGUGAUGCAGAAAAUUCACGGAGUUCUAGAUCCAAGACUGGGUCACUACAGCUCAUCUGCAAAUCAGAACCAAAUGCAGAACAACUAGAAUUUGAAGUCACAGAAGAGCAUUCAUCUCCAACUGGAAUUAGUGAUGAAGAGGAAAUGCUCAUCAGUGAAGAAGAAGUUCCCUUCAAAGAUGAUCCCAGGGAUGAAACUUAUAAACCCCAUUUAGACAGGGAAAUUCCAAAGCAAAGGAAAAAAUCUGGGAAGGGAAAAGAAGAAAAAGAGAAACAGAAAGAGAUUAAAGUGGAGGUAGAAGUCAAAGAAGAAAGUGAAUUUCAGGAAGAUGAGGAUCCACCUAGGAAGAGAGGAAGGAGAAGAAAAGAUGACAAGAGCCCACGACUUCCAAAAAGGAGGAAGAAGCCUCCAAUACAAUAUGUACGCUGUGAGAUGGAAGGAUGUGGCACAGUUCUUGCACACCCUCGCUAUCUACAACAUCACAUCAAAUAUCAGCAUCUGUUGAAAAAGAAAUAUGUCUGUCCUCAUCCUUCAUGUGGGCGAUUGUUCCGGCUCCAGAAGCAGCUUUUGCGUCAUGCCAAACACCACACAGAUCAAAGGGAUUACAUCUGUGAAUAUUGUGCCCGUGCUUUCAAGAGUUCACACAAUCUAGCAGUACAUCGAAUGAUCCACACAGGAGAGAAGCCACUACAAUGCGAGAUCUGUGGGUUCACCUGCCGGCAGAAAGCCUCCUUGAACUGGCACAUGAAAAAGCAUGAUGCAGAUACCUUUUAUCAGUUUUCUUGCAAUAUCUGUGGAAAGAAGUUUGAGAAGAAGGACAGUGUUGUAGCACAUAAGGCCAAGAGUCACCCGGAAGUGCUUAUUGCUGAAGCACUGGCAGCCAAUGCAGGGGCCCUCAUCACCAGCACUGACAUUCUGGGUACCAGCCCAGAAUCCAUUGUCCAGCCCAGUGACAACCAGGGGCUUCCCCUUCUUCCCGACCCCCUUGAAAACACCACUCCUGGAGAGUGUCUACUGCUGAACCCUGACGGGAUGCCUAAGACAUACUGUGACGAAGGCAACCAGGUCAACCUGAUGGCUGAUGGCAAGAUUUUUGUUGGCAGCGCUAGUGGCGAGAAUGCAGAAGGGCUGGUCAUGAACCCGGAAAUCCUUGGGGCUACCACUGAAGUGCUAAUUGAGGAUUCUGAUUCUGCAGGACCUUAGUAGGAAAGGAGCACAUGUGUGUUGGGACAACAUGGACUUGUAUUUAAAAGAAUGAAUUGGGGAAAAUUUAUUCAACAUAGAUGGACUUAAAAAUUAAACUACUCAAAUAUUACUAAAGGGCCUGCUCCCCUUCAGCCCCCCUUCCAGAAUGAAUCACUACACAUGCUUUCCCAGUACCCUUGUUAGAGAGGAAAGUUGCCUUUACACAGACUGGCAAAGCAAAAGAAUUAUUGCAAUGCAGUGGAGGGAUGCAGCCAGAGCCUAUCCCUCUCCCUGCCCUCCCAAAGCAAGCAGACCUCCUGCUUCUUGACAUCGUUGCAAGAUUAAAGAUGUUUGUACUCUGGACCAGUAUCUUUCUCAGAACCUCCCUAUGCUCCUCCAGUUGCAUCAACCUGUUCUAUGCAUUACUGAAUUGUGACCCUUGCAGGCUCUUCUGUUUCCCUCUAGGGCUUGGGAAUAUAGCUUGGCACUUUAGAACCCCUCAGCAGGAUGAGCUGUAAAACAGCAUAUACCUUUCCCAUUCCCCCCCCCCCCCCACAAUUCCUUUCCCCCUGCAUCAUUCCUUCUGCUUUGGUAAGGAAAGAGAGGGAAUACUGGCACUCUGGUGCUCACCUUUUCAAAGAGGAGUGCCAUUAUUUUGUACAGUUGCUCUGGCUGCAAAGGUUCUGUAUGGGAGAGGCAGAGAGAAUGGGUGCUAGGCUUGUAAAAAAACUUGCACUUUGAACAUGUCUUGUUUUUAAGUUGUGAUAACAAAUUCUUUAUUUAUUUGCUUUUUUAAAAAAUUGUUUUAGUUGCUGUCCAGGAGGGAUUUUCUUCCAAAUUUGAAAGUCCUUAGUAAAGAGUAUAAAAUGGAAUCAGCUUCUUCAGCUAAUCACACUUAGGAACUGCCCUCACCUAAAGUGAAAAAUUCAUGGAACAGUGUAGACCGUACAGUGAAGCUCCUGUUUGCUUCAUCAUGAGUUGUUUGCUGGAAAAGGAUUUCUUUGUGAAGGGGUGACAUCUGCUUUAAAGAUUUGACCUUUUUUCAUCGUUCAUCCCCAACUUGUCUAAUGUUUCCUUCUGUAUGUUGUAUUGUUAGUUUUGUGUUUUACUCUAACCUUGAUGAGUAAGCAGAAAACUUUUUCUUAAGGAAGUAAUAUUAACUGCUAAACAGCAUGACAGCUGCCCUCUGAUAUAUUCUGCCUUUAAAACAUUCUAGUUCCAUCCUUGAAAACACAUUCGGAAGCAAAACUGGCAUCAGCUAGUGUCCAUUCCAGCUUUCCUCAGUAAUGCAGCUAAUGUUUGCGUGUAGACACAGACCAUCUUGUUUCUGUGAAAUUGAUGGUUUGAGUGUCUCCAGAAGGUGAAAGAUGACUUGCAUUUUGGGCAGAAUGUGGGAAGCUGUGUGACUUUUCAAAGAUUUACUUAUGUCACAACUUGUUUGAGCCCUUGGUUGUUACCUAACAGCUUGUAGUGUCACUAUAUCCCAGGGGUGAGUCUUUUCUUCUCUUGGAACUUACCAUAACUAGGGUUGUUUUGCAGUCUGUCCUGGAGCAGUGCUUAUCAUUAAAGACAGGUACCUUUUAAUCCAGAGCUCUACCUCGUGUACCACAAGCUCAUAUUAACUAUGCAUUUUCCCAGUCAUGUAUUUUGCAAUUUCAUUGUCUAAAAUGAGUCCAAAUACACUUCUUUACUUGGCUAGAAAGUCAGUAUCAAUAGAGGGUAAUAGAACUUAAUCUGUGGCAGCCCUCUAAGGGUUUAAUGUACCCCACACCUUCUAUUUCUGCAGUCUGGUUGAAGGUGUCUUAGCAACUAGCUAAGGGCCGUCUGUGAUACAGGUUGUUUUUUAUAUUAAGGUUGGCACUGGGCAAAUACUUGCAACUGAAAGUUUGUUUUGUGUGCUGCUUGAAGAACAUCUUCCUAUCUCAGCUAUACUGCAUUUCACUUCUAAAAAUGGAUGUUAUAAUACACAUUCAGUUUUACCUCUGUAGGAACUUCAAUCGUUCAGGGAAAAGUCUGAGCUGGCAGUGUACUUGAAGUCCUUUCUUAGCGAGUUACCAUCAGCCUCUGGUCUGUCUUUCCUGGAUGGCUCUGUUUGUUUCUUUUUUCACCCUGUGUUGGGGUAUGUUUGUAUGCAGUUUUGUUUCAAGCAACAUUGUUUUGUGUUUAACUGGGUCGCCCCUUGUACUCUAGGUUGAAUAAUUUCUGGUUUUAGAUUUAUGAACUGAAACCCUUUUGUCUUUACAUGGAGCAUUUCUGCUGCUUCCCUAUAUGUCUCUCCCACCAUACGCAUGCAGUUUGGCUUCAAUCAAUUAUUAUAGUAUUCGCAAUAAACUAUUUUUUUUCUUCUAGGAAGCUCGUUUCCCAUGGGAAGGAAGCAUGGUGCUGGGAGCUUGAAGCUAGAGUCUCCUUCCCACUGUAAUAUGGGAUAGUUUACAGUAACGAAUCUGACAUGAACCCAGCACAGAAUCAGUUGUGUAAUUUUGUCCUCUUUAUAAACUCAUUGAUUCUGUAAGUUUAGAAUCCCUUCCUGAUAACUCUAGGGAUGAUUUGAAUCUCUUCCCCCUUUUUUCAGGAGCUGAUACAAACUUCUUUCCCAGUCAGAUGACCACAGAUUCUUUUUUCAGAAUUUUAUCUGAACAUUGAUAGAAUAGAACAGAAUGGGAAGAGGAGCUCAGGAGUUUAGUAUGCUUAGUGUGUGAGAAAUGGUCCGUCUAGUUCAAAUAGUUUCUGAACAAUGGCACAAAGCCUUGGCAGGGGCAGGGCGGGGGUGAACGGUAACUCUGUGGAGAAGUUUUCCAGGGUGACAGUGGAGACCUGGGUGGAAAACUGCACUAGCAUUGUGAAUCCUACCAGAGAGAAGGCAGGAUUUACUAUACUUAGCAGAGCUACCUGAAGUAGUAGCCACUGGGUGGCAACAGAGCUGUGUUGCAUUGUGGCACACCCCUAUUUUUUAGUGUUAAAGUGAAAGGAUGGUUAAGUUGACAAGUCUUUGAUUGCUUAAAAGCCUUGUUGCAUAUAAAUUUUUCCACAAAGCAAUGGAGAUUUGGGGUGGGAUGCCAGGGGGAGGGGCAGUGAUCCAUGUUGAUAAAAGGUUAUGUAUACAAAAGUCAAUAAAACAAUAAAAAGGGAAAUUGCUUUUUCAUCUCUUGUCUUUAAGCUGAGUAAGCCAUAACAAAAAUAAAUAAUUAAAGGGGGAAAAUAA
This is a messenger RNA of Anolis carolinensis (green anole), 5407 nucleotides long. It is a transcript of the gene zfp91, whose product is annotated as ZFP91 zinc finger protein, atypical E3 ubiquitin ligase. The transcript is spliced from 12 exons. Gene Ontology annotation, biological process: regulation of transcription by RNA polymerase II. Gene Ontology annotation, molecular function: RNA polymerase II transcription regulatory region sequence-specific DNA binding; DNA-binding transcription factor activity, RNA polymerase II-specific. The coding region runs from base 535 to 2223 and encodes 562 amino acids. NCBI's taxonomy places the organism in Eukaryota, Metazoa, Chordata, Lepidosauria, Squamata, Anolidae. Gene Ontology annotation, cellular component: nucleus. The record is from RefSeq and is a predicted model, not a curated record.